UUUCUGCAAGUGAUGACCACUCCAACCACUGCUUUAAAGAAAGGUUCAUGGAGUCUUGAAGAAGAUGAAAAGCUGAUUUCUUAUAUCAACAGAUAUGGUAUCUGGAACUGGUCCCAGAUGCCCAGAUUUGCUGGUUUGUCAAGAAGUGGGAAGAGUUGCAGACUCCGAUGGAUGAACUAUUUGAAACCUAACGUGAAAAGGGGGAACUUCACUAAGGAGGAAGACGAUAUCAUACUCCAUUCUCAUUCACUUCUCGGCAAUAGGUGGUCUGCGAUUGCUUCAAGACUUCCCGGAAGAACUGAUAAUGACGUAAAGAAUUACUGGCAUACCCAUCUCAAGAAACGAGCGACUGAAUACAAUCUGGUGUCCGAAACGACGGAGCAAAAUGACAUGCAGUCUUCACCAACAUUUGAAGCUGAAAAUAUGGAGAUAUUACAACAGCCUGAUAAUCAUAUGCAUGAAUUUUUCGAAUCCUGCUUUACUUCCGAAGAUGAUAGUUCUUCAUCCUGCUGCACUACUACUUCCAAAGAUCAUGAUGAUGAGUUUAGAGCUAAUUAUUUCCAUACGGGUUCACCAGGAACAGUUGACGAUCUUCAAUGUUUUUGGGAUCAACUUUGCCCGGUGGAGAACUUGGAGCUGGGAAACAAUCUUUACCGGAAUAUGUUUUCUGAUCCCAUUUUUCAAGAUUCAUGCAAUGAUCCAAUCAGCAGUACUUAUAGCUUCUACAAUAAUGACUACAACACCAGUUUCCUGCCCAACCCAUAGACUGGCAUUGCUGCACGUAACGUAGGUGGUGGGUUUACAAUAUCCUUCAAUAAUCAGGUGUAAUUUUCAUGAUGCUGGUUUGUGUAUAAAUAAGACU
Messenger RNA from Cynara cardunculus var. scolymus (artichoke), 862 nucleotides. Its product is annotated as transcription factor WER-like. Bases 13 to 765 code for a protein of 250 amino acids. The transcript is spliced from 3 exons. Lineage: Eukaryota; Viridiplantae; Streptophyta; Magnoliopsida; Asterales; Asteraceae. The record is from RefSeq and is a predicted model, not a curated record.